CCAAUCUUGGCUGUCUCAAUUGACAGUUUUACAUUUUUAGUCGCGACUAAACUGAAAAAUAAUUGCAAUAUACAGUGAUGGCCUUUUUAAAAAUUAUCAUUGUAUAUACAACAUUGUUUAUGGUCGCAACAUUAGUUACCGCGCAAGAUAAUAGCAUACCGAUUAAAGUCACUGAAAAUCAAUGGAUAGUUGAUGCCCAAAAUUCUAUAAAAAAUUCUUUGUCAAAAAUAGAAUCAUAUGGCGUAGAAAAUGAAAAAAUUAAGACGAUUACCAACGAAGCAUUCGAUACAUUUACAAAGUUCGUGGAAAAUGACCUGUCUAAAAUUAUUAAACAGGUCGAUGAUAUAAAGUCUGACAAGAUAUGGAUAUUAAAAAGUCAAUUGACUAAUUGGUUGGACGCUUUGCAAAGACUAAAUAAAGUUUCUGACGUGACUGAAAAAACGCCCGAUAAAGCAAUAGGAAAAUUUUACAUCACCAUCGAUUAUAUAUUGAACGAAGUUGUUGGAUUUGAUCAAAAUUUCAAUGACGAUUCAAUUGAAUCUGAUCAAAUUUUCGAUGAACUCAAAUCAUUGCUUAAAAACUCUGUUACUAAGUUGGUAGAAUAUGCAAGUUCCGUAGAGGAUCAAGUUUCCGGAAUUUCUAAAAUGUGAUGAAGCGUGAAAAAUAAAAUAUGUGUCUAUUAAUUAUUGUAGUUCAUGAUAAAAUUAGUGUUCACUCAUAACACAAUAAAGAAAUAAUUUUUUU
Messenger RNA from Rhopalosiphum padi (bird cherry-oat aphid), 744 nucleotides. RefSeq lists its product as uncharacterized. The transcript has 4 exons. The record is from RefSeq and is a predicted model, not a curated record. NCBI's taxonomy places the organism in Eukaryota, Metazoa, Arthropoda, Insecta, Hemiptera, Aphididae. The coding region runs from base 78 to 650 and encodes 190 amino acids.